Anopheles moucheti is the source of this 985-nucleotide messenger RNA. RefSeq lists its product as uncharacterized. Gene Ontology annotation, biological process: tRNA wobble uridine modification. NCBI's taxonomy places the organism in Eukaryota, Metazoa, Arthropoda, Insecta, Diptera, Culicidae. The transcript is spliced from 2 exons. Bases 223 to 984 code for a protein of 253 amino acids. The record is from RefSeq and is a predicted model, not a curated record. Gene Ontology annotation, cellular component: elongator holoenzyme complex.
UUUAUCCAUCCUUUAUAUUACGUGCGUGUUGUUUACCCGUCUUCGAACAGCCAGAUCCGUUCCAUCAACCUGUACACCGUUGGUUCAACUUACCGGCAAGUGGAACGUUACGAUUUUACACCUACUUUUUCACUGAAGAAGCUGCUCACACGGAGGACCGACGCUUCAAACCGAACCGCCAGACGACCGUUUUUUAUUCCACCCACCAAAACAUCAACGAACAUGGUUUGGGACGUCCUGUCCGUGUGCGGUUGGCCGAUUGCCGGCAGUAGGGAUGAAACACCACCGACAGCACCGCGUGUCACACUAAUCCAAGAGCAGUCCGGUGUCGACGGUAGCUUUCUGCUGGCGCUGCUGAUGACGAAUCAUCUUAAGCGCCGCACGGACAAUCACGUACUGCUGGUGGCCGCAAAUCAUAGUGCCGCACACUACACCGCCGCCUGCCAGAAGCUAACGUUCAACACGGCAGCCGCUGUACAGUCGGGCCAUUUGUGCAUCGUCGAUGUGCUAUCGGAACUGCACACCAGCGGCGGUCGUUCGAACGGUGCCGAACUGUUGCAGCUUAUCAGCGGCCGGCUAUCAUCGGAAGCUUCCAAAACCAACACGCUGGUCCUGGUGGACGAUCUUACCUUCUACAUCACGAUGCAUCUGGCGAACGGUGAAAAUGCAGUAAUCGAUUUUGUCGAGCAGCUGCUGCACAACACAGCCACGCACGAUCACCUCGUGCUGAAGGUGAAUGUUGCCGAAUGCUACGAACGGUUGUGCACGUUUCUGAUCGAUAUGGCGGACGUUACCGUCACGCUUGAACCGCUGCCGUCCGGCAGUUUCCGCGAGCUGGACGGUAUCUUAACGGUGCACCGCAAACACUCCACGUCCCGGCUAAUGUCCGCCGUCCAAACACAGUCCAAGGCGUUGCUGUACAAAGUGCAAGACCGUAUGGUACGUACCUAUGUCCACGGUGAGGUAGGAAUAAAAAAUCUAUGAA